AAGCAACUUGGGCAACUCUUAAAAUGUCUGGAAGAGGCAAAGGAGGCAAAGGUCUUGGAAAAGGAGGUGCAAAGCGUCACCGCAAAGUUCUCCGCGAUAACAUCCAGGGUAUCACCAAGCCUGCAAUCCGUCGUCUGGCUCGCCGUGGAGGUGUCAAGCGAAUCUCUGGUUUGAUCUACGAGGAGACUCGUGGUGUGUUGAAAGUAUUCUUGGAGAACGUCAUCCGUGACGCUGUCACCUACACCGAGCAUGCCAAAAGGAAGACCGUGACUGCCAUGGAUGUGGUCUAUGCCCUCAAGAGACAAGGCCGUACCCUGUAUGGCUUUGGAGGCUAAACAUUUCAAUCAACCUUAC
Messenger RNA from Nerophis ophidion (straightnose pipefish), 354 nucleotides. Its product is annotated as histone H4. Gene Ontology annotation, cellular component: nucleosome. Gene Ontology annotation, molecular function: DNA binding; structural constituent of chromatin; protein heterodimerization activity. The transcript has a single exon. The record is from RefSeq and is a predicted model, not a curated record. Lineage: Eukaryota; Metazoa; Chordata; Actinopteri; Syngnathiformes; Syngnathidae. Bases 24 to 335 code for a protein of 103 amino acids. Gene Ontology annotation, biological process: nucleosome assembly.